Messenger RNA from Gadus morhua (Atlantic cod), 2020 nucleotides. RefSeq lists its product as uncharacterized. Gene Ontology annotation, biological process: protein deubiquitination. Lineage: Eukaryota; Metazoa; Chordata; Actinopteri; Gadiformes; Gadidae. The record is from RefSeq and is a predicted model, not a curated record. Bases 158 to 2020 code for a protein of 620 amino acids. The transcript is spliced from 14 exons. Gene Ontology annotation, molecular function: cysteine-type deubiquitinase activity. Gene Ontology annotation, cellular component: cytosol; nucleus.
CUUGAAUGUUGUUUUCGUGGGUUGGCUUCGAAAUGGAACGUGAAAGAAUGUCUCAAGAAAAGUUCAUCUCCAGUUUGUGUCGAGGAGCAGCCGAACAAGCAACACAACGCUUAGUAGAGCCAAGCUUAAGAUUUAUAUUCCUUCAAAGUGACGCGCCAUGAGUAAUUUCAAUAGAACAAGGGAUCGAGCAGAACCCAAGUACAAAGGCUUGAGAAACCAGGGCUCCACCGACUACCUGAACAGCGUGCUUCAAGUGCUCUUCAUGACCAAAGAAUUCAGAGACACUGUCCAAAGGGAAUACUGUAAAAACUCCCAUACCAACUACAUUGAUGCUCAGCUCAAAUCUCUCUUCAGUGGGCUGAAGACCGGUUCGCCCACUACGGAAGACAUCAUCCAAAGACUUGGGAUAGAAAAUGUAUGGAAGCAGCAAGAUGCGGCAGAGUAUUUUGAGAAGAUGCUAAGUCUGGCCAGUCCUGAGGCCUCAAAGCUUUUCCAUGGAAGGUUAAUUCACCGCACGUCAUGUUCGUGUGGCGUAAGCACUGAUGAACACAAUUCAUUUUGGACUCUGAAUCUCCCGAUUAACAAUACCCACACUGGAGUUUAUAACGUGGAAGACGGGUUGAAACGUUUUUUCAGCCAAUCAAAGUUAACCGGAGACAACCAAGUGUACUGUGAUAAGUGUGAGGCCAAAGCAGACACCACUACUGAAUGUGAAGUAGAACUCUAUCCAAAGGUUCUUGUGCUGCUGCUCAAGAGAUUUGAGUUCAGCUACUACGAAAUGGACUACGUGAAAAACGACUGCCCUGUGGAUGUUCCUCUGGACAUUGAAAUGCCAAAGGGCGUGAGCUAUGAGCUCUAUGCCACCGUGGACCAUGUGGGGGACCUGAGGGGGGGCCACUACACAGCCACCAUCCAGUCUCCAGACGACGGGGGCUGCUGGUACGACUUCAACGACUCCAUGGUUACACCGAAAAACAACUUUAAUCCAGAAAGGAGCCAGAACGGCUAUCUCCUUUUUUACAGAAAGAGAGAAAGACAAAUUAGUGAUUCACCUCAGGAGCACCACCACGGGUCGUCUGUGGACCCGGUCGAGUCGGAGACCAAUCAGAACAACGCUGACGAUGGCAACGCUGAUCUUACUAAGCGUGGUGAUGUUGAGAGAGGUGAUGAUGUCAGGAAGGGGGUUGAUGAUCCUGAGAGUGUUGAUGUUGAGAGAGGUGAUGAUGUCUGGGCGGGGUUUGAUGAUCCUGAGAGUGUUGAUGUUGAGAGAGGUGAUGAUGUCAGGAAGGGGGUUGAUGAUCCUGAGAGUGUUGAUGUUGAGAGAGGUGAUGAUGUCUGGGCGGGGUUUGAUGAUCCUGAGAGUGUUGAUGUUGAGAGAGGUGAUGAUGUCUGGGCGGGGUUUGAUGAUCCUGAGAGUGUUGAUGUUGAGAGAGGUGAUGUUGUCUGGGCGGGGGUUGAUGAUCCUGAGAGUGUUGAUGUUGAGAGAGGUGAUGUUGUCUGGGCGGGGGUUGAUGAUCCUGAGAGUGUUGAUGUUGAGAGAGGUGAUGUUGUCAGGAAGGGGGUUGAUGUUCCUGAGAGUGUUGAUGUUAAGAGAGAUGAUGAUGAUGUCAGGAAGGGGGUUGAUGUCCCUGAGGGUGAGGAGGUCACAGAGGGGGUUGAUGUUCCUGAGCGUGUUGAGGUCACAGGAGGUGAUGAGGUCACAGAGGGGGUUGAUGUCCCUGAGUGUGGUGAGGUCACAGGAGGUGAUGAGGUCAUGGGGGGGGUUGAUGUCCCUGAGCGUGGUGAGGUCACAGGAGGUGAUGUCAUGGCGGGGGACCCUCAAACAUUGGAGAGUGCGAGGUUAGACGGGAAGGGUGGCGAGCACAUUAAGAGAGACGAAGAGCUUCCGACCAAUGAGAUGGAGUCCCGCAAACCAGUGGUGGUGAUGACCACCACACUACACCCUCCUCCUCUGAGCCAAUGGAUGAACGGCCAGUGUCGGCGGGGAGCAAGGAUGUCGGGCCGGGGGACCCUCUACUAA